This is a messenger RNA of Branchiostoma floridae (Florida lancelet), 1151 nucleotides long. RefSeq names its product dual specificity protein phosphatase 19-like. Gene Ontology annotation, molecular function: protein tyrosine/serine/threonine phosphatase activity. The record is from RefSeq and is a predicted model, not a curated record. Gene Ontology annotation, cellular component: cytoplasm. Lineage: Eukaryota; Metazoa; Chordata; Leptocardii; Amphioxiformes; Branchiostomatidae. Gene Ontology annotation, biological process: protein dephosphorylation. The transcript has 4 exons. Bases 35 to 832 code for a protein of 265 amino acids.
CGAGACGAUUCGAAUAGACGGCAAGCUAGAAAGCAUGGCCAAAACGUGCGGAAAGAGGAAGCGACUUGAUCGCGGAGACAAUCAAGUCCACUCAAAAGUUCGGAAAGUCGUGGACAGUUUGAUUGACGCCAAGAAAACCACCGAGACGGCCGGUCAGGAGACGAAGAAGGCCUUCGUAGCGAAACCUGACCCUCUCAAGGUGACCUUUGCGCAAAAGAAGACGUCUCCGAGCGGUUUUGGUAGCGCGUCCAGUCUUCUGCUUGAUGGCGCGGUUGUCCUGUCACCCCGAGACCAGCGGUGGUUCCAGAUCAGGGGCUGGUGGGACCUGCGGCUUGACGCUGUCACGCCGGGAUUGUUUAUCAGCAACAGGUCGUCUGCUGAAGAUCCAUUGUUGCUGGAAUAUCACGGCAUCACGCAGAUCAUUAACAUGGCGGUACAGGAGACCGACUGUCCCGUGAGGGGCGUCCGCUAUCUGCACUUCCCCAUAGAGGACUUCGUCACGGAAGAUAUAACCGGGUACUUGGAGGAAGUGACAAAGUGUAUCAAAGAUGAGGAGGACAGGGGCGGACGGACGCUCGUACACUGCCUAGCGGGGAUCAGUCGAUCUGCGACCGUGUGCCUGGCCUACCUUCUGAAGUACCGCCACAUGUCGCUAGCCGGUGCUUAUAUGUUCCUGAAGCACAGCAGACCAUGCGUGCUGCCCAAUAAAGGAUUCCACAGACAGCUGGAGCUGUUAGAAAGGCGCGAGAGAGGGAGACACGGGGAGGAGGAUGACACGAACGGGUCCUGCUCUCUAGUCAGCAGUCUUCCCGAUCUAGACGACUGGGACUGAUAUCGAUAGCUUUGUAGACCACUCGAUUCAGUUAACGAUUGUCUACAGGUUAGAUCAUAGCCGAUCUAUAAGAGAAAAGUUGAAGCUUUAAUUGUGUGCUGUGUCCAAAACUGGAUUGGAUACUGAGAAUCAGUUCGCACUGCAUCCAUCCUAUAUUCUUCUUGCUCUAGCCCGUUACCCUUGCCGAAUAUUCUGAUGUAUUACUUGGUGAAAAGAUCCGAUGUAUAAAGUGCUGUGUAUCUUUCCGACACUAAGUUCUGUACUGAUGUCCACAAAACUAUAGUCACAGUGCAUGUGAUUUGCAUCAUUUCUAGCUUUA